AUGGCAGCCAUCGGGGUUCACUUCGGAUACACGUGCGCGUGCGUGGCCGUGUACAAAGACGGCAGGGCAGACGUCGUGGCCAAUGAUGCAGGAGACAGAGUGACUCCAGCCGUCGUGGCCUUCAGAGAGAAAGAACGAGUCGUCGGCAUCGCAGCGAAACAGGGACGAGCACGAAACACUGCAAACACCAUCGUCAAAGUGAAGCAAGUGCUGGGACGGAGUUUUGAGGAUCCAGAGACACAGGCGCAUAAAGCAGAGAACAAGUGUGAGGUGGUGAACAAAGCGGACAGACCGUUCUACCGGCUGCAGCUGGAGGAGCGCAGUGAGCUCGUCAGUCCACAGGAGGUCGCCAAACUCAUCUUCCACAAAAUGAAAGAAACCGCUCAGUCGGCGCUCGGCUCCGACGUCACGGCGGCGGUGAUCACGGUGCCGUUCGAGUUUGCACACGAUCAGAAGAAAGCUCUAAGAGAGGCAGCGGAGGCGGCCGGGUUCCGCGUGUUGAGACUCAUCCAUGAACCAGCUGCAGCUCUCCUGGCCUACGACAUCGGACAGGACUCUCACAGCAGCAACAGACAUGUGCUGGUGUAUAAGCUGGGUGGCUCCUCCCUCUCUGUCUCCGCCCUGCUGGUCAGUGGAGGGAUGUACAGAGUCCUUCACACUGUCACAGACCACAGUGUUGGAGGAGAACGCUUCACACAGGCCCUGGCCCAGCACCUGGCCCAGGAGUUCAACAGGUCUUUCCGUGUUGACGUUAGCGCUAACAUGCGCUCGAUGCUAAAGCUAGUACAUAGCGCUGAUGCAGCCAAACACUCACUGUCAUCACUGGGAUCCGCAAACUGCUUCGUGGACUCUCUUCACGACGGCAUGGACUUCGACUGCGCUGUGUCCAGGGCCCGGUUUGAGCUGCUCUGUGCGUCUCUGUUCAACCAAAGCAUUCAGCCAAUCAGAACGCUGCUGGAGGAGGCGGGGCUUAGCUGCUCCGACAUCAACCAGGUGGUGCUGUGUGGAGGCUCUGCUCGGAUCCCUCGUCUGCAGCAGAUGAUUCGGGACAUGUUCCCAGAGGUGGAGCUGUUGAGUUCUUCUCCUCCAGAUGAGGUCAUUGCUGUGGGAGCCGCUCUUCAGGCCGCGCUCCUCGUGCCCCGAGACCGGACUGAACCAGGACCAGAACCAGAUCUGGACCCGGUCCCUGUGGACGUGUGUGCAGGCGACGUGCUACUGAAGGAGCUGGAUGGGUUCCUGGUCCUCCUCUCGGCUGGUACCCCUCUUCCCGCCCGCAGACACCAUGUGGUCCGAGGUCCUGGUUCUCUGAGCGAUCUGAGUCUGGAGCUGUUCCAGAGGAGGGGGGAGGGGACGGAGCGGCUCGCUAAGCUCGUCCUCAGAGACCUUCCUCCUGCUGAAGACCUGCACCACAUCGACGCAGUGGUCACUAUGAAGAGAGAUGGCUCGCUGCACGUGAGCUGUGUGGAGCAGGGCAGCGGGCGCUCGGAGGCCGUGACCAUCGCAGCAGCUUCGUAA
Molecule: messenger RNA, 1515 nt
Organism: Knipowitschia caucasica
Lineage: Eukaryota; Metazoa; Chordata; Actinopteri; Gobiiformes; Gobiidae
Source: the annotation of a GenBank genome assembly